Messenger RNA from Bactrocera dorsalis (oriental fruit fly), 2646 nucleotides. RefSeq names its product PI-PLC X domain-containing protein 1 (gene PLCXD). Gene Ontology annotation, molecular function: phosphoric diester hydrolase activity. Gene Ontology annotation, biological process: lipid metabolic process. NCBI's taxonomy places the organism in Eukaryota, Metazoa, Arthropoda, Insecta, Diptera, Tephritidae. The record is from RefSeq and is a predicted model, not a curated record.
GUGAGCUUCAGUUGGCGCUUGCGACCGCACGUAGAAGGUGGUACUUUGGAAACGAUAGUUACGCGGGCUGCUGGCUGCGGGUUGGACUUUUGUCGUGGAAUAAAUUUAUUGUUUGAUUACUGAAAGCUGCAGCAGCGUGAAAGAGCACAGCUCGAGUAGUGUAAAUAGACGUGGUCAAACAUUUGCUUAUGAAGAGAACACUAGUGCAGGUGUUAUUAUUGUUUAUUGAGAGUAAAAAUGCAAGCAACAUUAUUCAUUUAAAUACAAUUACAAUUUGAUUACAUCAGCAUUGUAAACAAAUCGAAUGAGCGUAAAAAAAACGAUUCAAACACUCAGAGUGAACGGUUGAAAUUGCACGCGUAGUCCAUCGCCAGUCGCAAGUCAGCCAAUUUGAAAGCGAUUUAUACGAGAACAAAGUGCAUGUGGCCGCGUUGUCACUUAAGUGAAUAACGAGCAUGUAAAAUAAAGCAAAUUUCACACACGACAUCAAGUGUUGCAGUUGAAAAAUUAAGUGAAAAGAUAAACAAACUGAAAAAACGUGAAAAGUGUUUUAAAUUAAUUUAAUUCAAGCGCUCGCGUCAACAGUAAGUGAAAGUGAUAAACAGUACAAUACAUAUAUACAUAUUUGUAUAACAUACACAGAGGCGCUACACCCUGUACAGCAGUUACGUUUUAAAAAUGUCAGCAAUUAAAGUGUGUGAAGCGCUCGUGACGCUUUACGUUUAUACGCUGUGUGGCCUAAUCACCGCCUCUGCGCUGCCUUACAACUACGAUGACAUACACGAUUUGAGCGCCACGCGUCCCGACGCGCAACCAAAACAAUUGCGGCUCUGGCUGACAAUAAGUGCGCGCCAUCGUUUUUUGGAGGUCUCUUGGACCAAUGCGCCUGCGCACAAGGAUGAUCACAUACUGAUUACCAUGCAGGCGCCACAUAAGUUUGAACGCGUCGAGUUUACUACCGGCACGCCGCUAGCCGCAUUUGAUAACGCAGAAGGUAGCGGCUUUGUGCCAAACGAUGGCAUUACCGAACGCAGCACUUCCUCGCCGACGCGCUAUCUACUCGAACGUGAAAAUAAACACAAUUACGUUGCGCGCUCGAAUGCGAGCGACACUUUUGAAGGUAGCGGCUUUGUGGAUACUUACAACGCGGCGCCGCCCACAGCAUCAACGCCGCCGCGUCUUUAUUGGAUUUCAAACAAUGGCAGCGAUGAUAUAGUCGCUGCAUUACAACCAAGCGCCGCCGCGCAAUGGUUCACCACGGGUGUAUAUUUUGAUUACGCGCUCUCGCGCAACGUGAACGCCAAAACGGGCUGCUAUGGCUUUUGGGCGAGUUAUGUGAAUGCCAGCGGCGAUAUAUUGGCCACCAGCUGUUUGCGCGCCUAUCCGCGUUGGAUGCGCGAAAUGCGCGCACAGGUGGGCGGUAUGCGUAUGCGCGAUCUCUUCAUACCUGGCACACACGACUCCGGUUCGUACAGGCCCAAUUUCGAUCCACUACUACGCGAAACGAUCGUCACAAAGUAUGCGCUCACACAGGAUGAUGAUAUACGCGGUCAGUUGUUGCAUGGAGUGCGUUAUUUGGACAUACGCGUUGGUUAUUAUCGCAAUACGCCCGAACGUUUCUACAGUUACACGACAGCGUCCUCUAGCGGAAAUUAUUGAGCAAGUUAAAGAGUUCGUCUUGGAGACAAAUGAGAUUGUGAUAUUCGGUUUGAAAGAGUUUCCGGUUGGUUUCGGUAAAGGUCUUGGCGUUCAUCGGCUGCUGGUCAGUUUCUUGCAGCAGCAAUUCGGCGAUGUUAUCGUGCAUCCUUCAGCGUCAUGGCGCGCCACAUUAAACGAUAUUUGGUCAAGACAACAGAACGUCAUUUUGGCUUAUGAUAAGGGCCAAGUAGUGGCUGAAUUUCCAAAUACAGUAUUUCGUUCGGUGGAGCAACGUUGGGGCAAUGUGCAAACAUGGCCAAAGCUGGAGAAGUACUUACGUUCAAUUAACAACUUUGAUGUUUCACGCCUAUCAAGCCGACCCAUUGCUGAUAUGGCAGAACUGACACCCGACACGUGGGGUGUUAUACUCGAUAAAUAUGGUGGACUGCGAAAAAUGGCCGAUCAAGGCAAUUGGCGUAUUUCAGAACUUUAUCGCGACGAAUUGGGCGCAAAUGCGAAUAUUGUUGCGGUUGAUUUCAUUCGUGGCACCAGCCUAAUGGACAUCGCACUCGAAUGGAAUAAACGUAAAGUAGUGUACUAUUAGGCGUAGAAGUGAAUUUACAUAGAAAUAUCUAUAUGUAAAUGAGAAUUCUAAAUUCGCCUUAGUUUAUACUGCAUUUUCUUAGAAUACAAAUUUUAUUUCAAAACUUUUUCUUAAAAUAUAAAAAUAAAAAAGCCAACAGAAAAUAUCUCACCAAGAUAUUCUCUUUUCUCGGUCAGUGAAAGAAAAAAAUGUAUUUUUCAAAUUAUUGAGAAUUUUUGUAAAAUAAAAUUAAGCCAAAGUUUUAUAUUUAAGAAGUUAGAUAUAUUAGUAAUUAUGAUUAUAAUUUUUUACAAAUUUUAUAUUGAACAAAAAAUUUAAAAAAAAACUAUACAGAUCGUAUGGAAUAUUAAUGUUUUUUUUUCUGUUUUAUUAAGCAAUGGCAAUUUUUAUUUUAAAAUAAAAAA